GCAUUUGGAGAGGAUUAACUCACUGAUCCUGAGAGAUAAAGAAGAACAAAAGACAUUUUUUUGUACUAUGACUAGUCAGGAAGAUACGCAGACAGACCUUCAUCACUGCUUAGAGUGUGGAAAAAGUUUUAGGGAUGUGAAGGAUCUCAAAGCACACCAGCUCAUCCACAGACAGGACAAGCCACAUCAGUGCUCAUUGUGUAGAAAGAGUUUCAUUUACAAAUGUCUUCUCCAGAGACAUCAGCGUGUUCACACAGGAGAGAAGCCGUAUCAGUGCUCACAGUGUGGGAAAAGAUUUCCUCGCCAGGACAAUCUUCACAACCACCAGCGCAUCCACACAGGAGAGAAGCCGUAUCAGUGCUCACAGUGUGGGAAAGGAUUUCCUUACCAGGUUAAUCUAAAACAUCAUCAAUGUGUUCAUACAGGAGAGAAGCCGUAUCAGUGUUCACAGUGUGGGAAGAGUUUUACUCAUCAGGGUAAUUUAUAUCAACACCUCAGAAUUCAUGCAGAUAAAAAAACAUUUAUCUGCUCACAGUGUGGGAAAGGAUUUAUUCAGCAGUUUAAACUCCUGCAUCAUCAGCGCAUCCAUACAGGAGAGAAGCCCUAUCGGUGCUCACAGUGUGGAAAGAGUUUUAUUAACACAAGUUAUUUAAAGGCACACCAACGAAUUCAUACGGGAGAGAUGCCGUAUCACUGCUCACAGUGUGGAAGGGAUUUUAAGCUGGAGCGUUAUCUCCUCCAGCAUCAGCGCAUUCACACUGGAGAGAAGCCGUAUUACUGCCCUGAGUGUGGCAAAAGUUUUAAUAAGCUGAGCCAAUUCCAAACACAUGUGCACAUCCAUACUGGAGAGAAGCCUCAUAGCUGCUUACACUGUGGAAAAUGUUUUAAUGACAAAAGUACUCUCAAGGUACAUCAGCGCAUUCACACAGGAGAAAAGCCAUAUCACUGCUCAGAGUGCGGGAAGAGUUUUACUGAUCCAUCAGCAUUCAAGGCUCACCAGAGGAUUCACACGGGAGAAAAGCCUUAUAGCUGCUCGGAGUGUGGGAAGAGCUUCACUCAGAUAAGCGCUCUCAAAGAACACCAACGUAUUCACACUGGAGAAAAGCCCUAUCACUGCUCAGAGUGUGAAAAAUGUUUUACUCACUCAAGUAGUCUCAAAAGACACCAAGCUCUUCACAUAAAGAGAAAAAAACAGCAAAGACCCAGUAAAUCACCUUCAGAGCUUUUAUCUUCUUACAUAUGGAAAUCUGACUCUCCAAAACAACCAUUGAACAUAUCGAUGGAUAGAAAUAGAGGAAAAGCUCUGGGGAGAAUCAGGAGCAAGAAUGUAUGUUCCCAUGUAGAAAAAAAGAUAAAGAAGAGCAAAAGAGAAAUGAAGAAGAGCAAAAGACAUAUAAUUUGUACUAUGACCAGUCAAGAAGAAACUCAGACAGACCUUCACCACUGCUUAGUGUGUGGAAAGAGUUUUAGUCAAAAGAAGGAUCUCACAGCACACCAGCUCAUCCACAGACAAGACAAACCGCAUCAGUGCUCAGAAUGUGGAAAGAGUUUCAUUUAUAAAUGUCUUCUUGAGCGGCAUCAGCGCACUCACACAGGAGAGAAGCCGUAUCAGUGCCCACAGUGUGAAAAGAGUUUUGCCUAUUUGAGUAAUUUAUAUCAACACCUCCGAAUUCAUACAGGGCAGAAACCAUUCACAUGCUCACAGUGUGGGAAAGGAUUCACUCAGCAGUUCAGUCUUAAAACACACCAGCGCAUCCAUACAGGAGAGAAGCCGUAUCAAUGCUCACAGUGUGGAAAGAGUUUUGCUUGUCAGAGUAAUUUAUCUAAACACCAACAAAUUCAUACAAGAAAUAAACCAUUUACCUGCUCACAGUGUGGGAAAGAAUUUACUCACCAGUUUAAUCUCAAAACACACCAGCGUAUCCAUACAGGAGAGAAGCCGUAUCAGUGCUCACAGUGUGGAAAGAGUUUUACUCAAUAUAGUACUCUCCAACAACACCAGAGCAUUCACACAGGAGUGAAGCCUUAUUACUGCUCGGAGUGUGGAAGCAGCUUUAAGCGAAAGGUUGAUCUCCAGCAACAUGAGCGCAUUUACACUGAGGAGAAGCCUUACAUUUGCUCAGAGUGUGGAACAGGUUUUAAGGUAAAGAGGUCUCUCCAGCAACAUCAGCGCAUUCACACUGGAGAGAAGCCAUAUUACUGCACAGAGUGUGACAAGAAUUUUAACCAUGGGGGUAAUUUCCAAAAGCAUCUGCACAUGCAUACUGGAGAGAAACCGUUUAGCUGCUCAGAGUGUGGAAAAAGUUUUAAUGAAAAAAGUACUCUCAAGGUACAUCAACGAAUUCAUACAGGAGAACGACCGCAUCAGUGCUCAGAGUGUGGAAAGAGUUUUAUCAGUGCGUCAGGAUUCAAGUCUCACCGGCGGGUACACACUGGAGAAAAGCCUUAUAACUGCUCAGAGUGUGGGAAGAGCUUUACCCAGUCAGGGGAUCUUAAAAGGCACCAAGCUGUUCACAUGAAGCAAAGCAGACAAAAUCAAGAGGAAUGUUGGAUUCUGCUGUACAAUAACAAUGUUGUAGGUAUUAUUUGUACUAUGACUAGUCAAGAAGAUACUCAGACUGACCUUCACCACUGCUUAGAGUGUGGAAAGAGUUUUAGUCAAGAGAAGCAUCUCACAGCACACCAGCUCAUCCACAGACAAGACAAACCACAUCAGUGCUCACAGUGUGGAAAGAGUUUCAUUAUUAAAUCUCUUCUCCAGCGACAUCAGCGUGUCCAUACAGGAGAGAAGCCGUAUAACUGCUCACAGUGUGGGAAAGGAUUUUCUCACCAGUUCAAUCUCAAAGCACACCAGCGCAUCCAUACAGGAGAGAAGCCGUAUCAGUGCUCACAGUGUGGAAAGAGUUUUACUCACUGUAGUACUUUCCAACAACACCAGAGCAUUCACACAGGAGAGAAGCCGUUUCAGUGCUCUGAGUGCUGGAGGGGUUUCAGGAGAAAGGUUGAUCUCCAGAAUCAUGAGCGUGGUCACACUGGGGAGAAGCCUUAUGUCUGUUCAGAGUGUGGAAAGAGUUUUAAAGGGAAGAGGUCCCUCCAGCAACACGAACAUAUUCACACUGGGGAGAAGUCAUAUUACUGCUCUGAGUGUGGCAAAAGUUUUUAUCGUGCAUUUCAUUUUCAGCAACAUGUGCGCAUACAUACUGGAGAAAAGCCGUAUAGCUGCUCACAGUGUGAAAAAUGUUUUGCAGAAAAAAAUAACCUAAAAAAACAUCAGCGGGUUCACACUGGAGAAAAGCCGUAUCACUGCUCCGAGUGUGGAAAGAGUUUUGCCCAAACAGGUGAUCUGAAAAGACACCAAACGAAGCACACUAAGUGAAGGAGACUUCAUCUGUCAUGAAAUACAUGGCUGGACUUACCGUAAAAUCAUAAUGUUGUGUAGGUGAGAUCUGUCCAAUACCUUUUUGGAGAGGAUAUGUAACUCAAACACUUUAAAAUAAACCUAUUUAAAAGCA
This is a messenger RNA of Clarias gariepinus (North African catfish), 3512 nucleotides long. Its product is annotated as zinc finger protein 585A-like. The record is from RefSeq and is a predicted model, not a curated record. The transcript has 7 exons. Lineage: Eukaryota; Metazoa; Chordata; Actinopteri; Siluriformes; Clariidae. Gene Ontology annotation, biological process: negative regulation of transcription by RNA polymerase II; regulation of cytokine production; regulation of immune system process. Bases 68 to 3376 code for a protein of 1102 amino acids.